This is a messenger RNA of Hymenoscyphus albidus, 554 nucleotides long. NCBI's taxonomy places the organism in Eukaryota, Fungi, Ascomycota, Leotiomycetes, Helotiales, Helotiaceae. The record is from the annotation of a GenBank genome assembly.
AUGCAGCAUAAGCAUGGCAACCUCAACGUUUCUGAUCGGACACCGCUCUGGGCUGGGGAGAAGUCGUAAGCAGGCGCAGGGCAGCACCAGCCGCCUCAUUGAACAACAAAUUGGAUUUUGAUACGAGAUCCUCUCGUCGUUGUUGUCAAGAAGAUCCCCAUCGACUUCGAAGUACGAAGUACCUCCGUAACCUCCGUCCACUUGCCCUGGCCUGGUUUGCAAAGGGUACCAUGAUCGACAGGCCUGGCAGCACCAUCAACUCCUCCUCGCCUUGUCCAAUCUCCAGUCAUGUUGCAAAUCUGCGAUCCCAUCGUACAGAGUGCCAGCAGCAUGUUCUCGCCAGCACGCCUGGAACCACAAAUGACAUGCCGAAAGAACGAGGUUGCACAGCAGUUGCCUAUUCCUACCCAGCCGAGUCUGCAUACAAGCCUCCCACGCCUCCUCCCACGCUCAAACUCCGCUACCCAACAACUGUUUUUCGUUCCUGCCUGUGCACGACAUGCAGCGUGCAGCAGUUCCAAAUCCACUUCAUCUUUGGUUCAGUGGUGGACUAA